Messenger RNA from Serendipita indica DSM 11827, 930 nucleotides. The record is from the annotation of a GenBank genome assembly. NCBI's taxonomy places the organism in Eukaryota, Fungi, Basidiomycota, Agaricomycetes, Sebacinales, Serendipitaceae.
AUGCUGCGGCUCCUUCAAUCAACACCCAGAACACCCAGUACAUUUCUCAAACCUCCGGGAGGAGCCUGUUUUCAACCUGGAUACUCUAUUUGCCGUUUGUAUGCAACUGGAGACCACAAGAAACCAAAAAAGCGUACAAAGACCAUCAAAUCAGAAACUAAGGGAAAGAAGAAAGCGAAGACCGUCAAAGGGGAAAAGGGGAUGACCGAAAUGGCUAAGGAUUUAUCCCUCGAGCCGGUCGACGUCGAAAUGCCGCCAAAGAGCACAGUAUCUGUCGGUACACAAUUUGAGCUGCGUGCUCAGAGUCUUCUGAGAGAGCGGUUCUCAAUGAGUUUGGAGAGAACUGCCGGACCUGGUGACGGUGGUUUGGAUCUGGUUGGGUGGUGGUGGCUUCCUUGCGACACAGCACCAAGCAGUACAGGAAAUCCAGAGACUUUUGAUGAGGACGGUACUGCAAACCGAUGGAGGAUACGUGUUUUGGCGCAGUGCAAGGCCGAGAAAAAGCCCUUUGGUCCAAGCUACGUGCGCGAGAUGGAAGGAGUCCUUCAUCGACAUUUCUUUCCUCGCGCUGUCAUGUCACCAUUGGCUCCAUCCGAGGAGCAAGUGGCGCAGACGUAUCAUCCGAAGUCACUCCCAAUAUUGGCAAUGCUCGUUUCGCUUUCACCAUUCACCAGUAAAGCAAUAUCUCGAGCAAUGUCGUCACCAAUACCAUUUCUUCUGCUGCAUCUACCCAAGGAGCCUGAUCCAUCAGCCGAACAAGCCGCAGAAGGCGAGCGAGCACCUUCGCUGCUGUGGAACUCUGCAUUAGGGUCAGAGAACGGUCUACUGCGUGGUAGACUUGAAGUGAGAUGGGAAGUGACAGAUGCCGGGGCCCAACCUGUCCUUUGGUGGGAUGGGAGGCCGCUUCCUCCCAUGGUGCCCGUUCCCUGA